UUUGAGAACCAUAGCGAUCGGCGGAGCCAUCUGAUGAUAGAUUUGUGGUCCCUAUAGCGGGUUAUAAAUAGGAAGGCCUCUGAAUAAUUUAAGGUUGUAAAACGAGCUCAAUAACUAGUAGUUCGAAGCUCAGAUGGCUCUAGACACUGUAUCCAUGGCCAUAUUGCUCCCUCUUCUGCUAAUCCCAAUACUUAUCUUCAAAAACAUAAAACAAAUCAAAAAACAAAACAACCGCUUCCCACCUGGCCCUCCCAGGCUCCCUCUGCUAGGCAAUUUACACCAACUUGGAAAAUUACCUCACCAAUCUUUGUGGAAACUCUCCCAAAAAUAUGGCCCCGUCAUGCUCCUCAAACUCGGUCGUAUAUCCCUCAUUGUAAUCUCCUCCGCUGAAGCCGCAAGGGAUGUCUUAAAAGAUCAUGAUCUUGACUGUUGCAGCAGACCGGCGUUGACUGGUUGUGGGAAGCUCUCAUACAACUUUUCAGACGUCUCGUUUGCACCAUAUGGUGAUUAUUGGAGGGAAAUGAGGAAAGUAUGCGUCUUGGAGCUUUUCAGCCUGAAGCGCGUCCAGUCAUUUCGGUUCAUUAGGGAAGAAGAAGUGGCGUCAGUUAUGGAUUCCAUCUCUCAGUCGUCAUCUACUGCCUCUCCUGUGGAGCUCUCUCUGAAGAUGUAUGCUCUAACAGGAAGUAUAGUAUUUAGGAUGGCCUUUGGGAAGAGAUUUCAAGAGAGUAAAUAUUUUGAUGAUGAUGACCAUAGGUUUCAAGAGUUGAUUCAUGCAGCUAUGGCUGUGGCGGGAGGGUUCACUGCAGAAGAAUGCUUCCCUUAUGUAGGUUGGAUGAUUGAUAGAUUAACGGGUUAUUAUUCAAAACUUGAGAAAGUUUGCCAUGAAUUGGAUACUUUCUACCAGCAAAUAAUCAAUGAUCAUCUUAAACCUGAGGGUGGCAGAACAAAACAAGAGCACAAGGACAUUAUCGACGUGAUGUUGAAAAUUGAGAGAGAUCAAAUUCAAUCUGGCCGCCAAGCUCAGCUUACAAGGGAUAGUAUUAAAGCAGUAAUCAUGGAUAUAUUUUUGGCCGGAGUUGACACAAGUGCGAGUACCGUUGUCUGGGCAAUGGCAGAGCUAGCCAGGAAUCCAAGAGCCAUGAAAAAAGCACAAGAUGAAGUGAGAAACCAUAUUGGAAAGAAAGGAAGAGUUACGGAAGCCGAUAUCAAUAAACUUGAAUGCCUGAAACUGAUAAUCAAAGAAACUCUUAGACUCCACCCUCCUGCCCCACUGCUACUUCCAAGAGAAACUAUGUCCCACUUUAAAGUCAAUGGUUACGACAUUUAUCCUAAAACGCUGAUGCAAGUCAAUGUUUGGGCAAUUGGAAGAGAUCCUAACUGUUGGAGCAAACCCGAAGAAUUCAUCCCGGAAAGAUUUAUUGAUAGCUCUUUUGAUUAUAAAGGGCAGAAUUUUGAGUAUUUACCAUUUGGAGCUGGUCGAAGAAGUUGUCCUGGAAUUCAUAUGGGAUUAAUAACAUCAGAGCUUGCACUUGCAAAUCUCUUGUAUUGCUUCGACUGGAAAUUGCCAGAUGGAAUGAAGGAGGAAGGUUUUAACAUGGAGGAGACAGCUGGUCAGACUCUUACCGUCGCUAAGAAGACACCUCUCAGCCUUAUGGCCACCAGCUAUUUGCAAUAACAAGUGGGAAUUGCAGUAAGACUUGUAUUGCCUAUUUUGGCUGCGUAUUAUCCAGGUCGUGAAAAUAUAAAUAUGAUAUUUCCAUAAUAAUCAUUUCUGUAAGGUUACAUGUAAGAGUAGUAUUGUUUUAAAUAAAUUAAA
This is a messenger RNA of Pistacia vera, 1816 nucleotides long. Its product is annotated as cytochrome P450 71B2-like. NCBI's taxonomy places the organism in Eukaryota, Viridiplantae, Streptophyta, Magnoliopsida, Sapindales, Anacardiaceae. The coding region runs from base 134 to 1675 and encodes 513 amino acids. Gene Ontology annotation, molecular function: heme binding; monooxygenase activity; iron ion binding. The record is from RefSeq and is a predicted model, not a curated record. The transcript has 2 exons.